AUGAUCAACGUAUUCAAACCAUCAAAAGACAUUCAAUACAAUAACAAUUCUCAAAUAUUACAAUACGAUGGAAACUCCGCCAAAACACCAAUAUUACCGUUCAAUUACACAAUAGAAGGAUUAACAAGGGAUGUUUAUCCAAAACCAUUACAUUCACAUAAUGAUUAUUGGAGAGCUCAUCCAUUAUUUGAUGCAUUAUCAAUAGGUGCAGUUUCAAUAGAAAGUGAUAUUUGGCAUUUUCCUAAAAAUUACACUUUACAAAGAACAACAACUGAAAGUACUGGUAUUACUACUACCCCCAAUGAAACUUUAUAUUUUAAUAGUAAUGAAGUAUAUGUUGGUCAUAAUCAAGUAUUUUUACAUCCAAUAAAUACAUUAUUUAAUUUAUAUUUAAAUCCAAUUUAUCAAUUUUUAAGUUAUUCAAAUCCAAAUUUUAAAUUUAUUGAUGGUGAUGGGAACCCAUUAUUAGGAUCACAACAAAAACAUUCAUUAUUUUACAAUGAUCCAGAACAACAAGUUUAUUUAUGGUUUGAUUUUAAAACUUCUCCCAAUGAUACUUAUGACGCAUUAAAACCUUUAUUACAACCAUUUAUAGAUUCAAAUUUCUUAACUUAUUAUAAUACAACUGAUGAUUCAUUACAUCAAGGUCCCUUAGUAUUAACCAUCACAGGAAAUUUACCAAUUGGAAAAGUUAGUGAAGAAAAAAUAAGGUAUACCUUUUUAGACGGACCAUUAUCUUACUUCAACACAUCAGCAAGUGAUAACGAAUUAAAAAACUGGUCAAAACUCUCUCAAGUAGCUAGUGGAUCUUUACAAAGUCUUUUGGGAGACGAUUACAAUUCCACAAUCAAGAAUAAUUUCACAGAUCAACAAAAAACCAAACUUAAGUCAGUAUUUGAUAAAGCUCAUACAUAUGGUUUGAAAACUAGAAUAUGGGGUGAUAUUACAUGGCCUUGGAAUUUAGUUGAUUCUCAUUUAUUGGAUUUAUAUCAAGCUGGUACUGAUUUAUUAAAUGUUGAUGAUUUAAAAAGAGCAAGUGAUUUGUUUUCUUGGACUAUUACUAGAAAUUAG
Lodderomyces jiufengensis is the source of this 1071-nucleotide messenger RNA. RefSeq lists its product as uncharacterized. Bases 1 to 1071 code for a protein of 356 amino acids. NCBI's taxonomy places the organism in Eukaryota, Fungi, Ascomycota, Pichiomycetes, Serinales, Debaryomycetaceae. The transcript has a single exon. The record is from RefSeq and is a predicted model, not a curated record.